AUGGCAUCCCGGCUGGAAAACCUUCCCCUCCCGCUGGCUACUCUCUUCCGCCGGCCCGUCCUAUCAGCCAUACUCACCUCCGUAUCCACAACCAUACUCGUUUGGGCCGUCCGCGACUACCGAGCGUACAUCGCUCUUGGUCCCGGUGGUGUGCCCCAUAAUUUUGGAGGCUGGCUUCUCGUCACCCUUGGCAUCCGGCCGUUCGCUCUCUCCAAGGCGUCGGCGACCUACACGGGCGACUACCCGGACGAUGGAGCUCACGAUGAGAUCAAGGAGCUGCCGCAAAGGAAGGGGGGCCGAGCAGAGUUGGGAGGCAUCGUGCCUCAUCGCCAAUUGAGUCAGCAUGCGCCGGAGCGGAUGAGAGAGUUCAUUCAAAACCUCUUUGUCAACGCAGUAACCCAAAACCCAACCCUCUUGGAAUCAAAGCUCUCCCUCUACGAGCGUAACAACCAAGCCAUAUUUGUCUCCCCUCAGGCCCUGGCCUCGUCUACCCCUCCCACGGCUUCUCACACGGCCCGGGGCGAGAUCAGUCACCACCACCACGACCUCUCCAUCCACAUGUACCUCUCCCCCGCGGAUGCCAAGCUUGCAAUCACCAAAGGAUGGGCCGAGCGCCACCGCCUCUCCCUGCCGCGGGGCUCGCUGUUGGCUGGCCGGUUCCACCUUGCCGACUCGUAUUUGAUGAUCUACGGACCGCGUGACGAAGAGGAGAUGGAGGUGCUGGCUGUUUUCUUGAAAAACGCAAUCCGGUUCAUGACUGGGAGAGACAACGUUAAAGGGAUUGAGUGGCGUCAUCGGGUGCCUGCGUGA
Messenger RNA from Colletotrichum spaethianum, 810 nucleotides. RefSeq lists its product as uncharacterized. The record is from RefSeq and is a predicted model, not a curated record. The coding region runs from base 1 to 810 and encodes 269 amino acids. Lineage: Eukaryota; Fungi; Ascomycota; Sordariomycetes; Glomerellales; Glomerellaceae. The transcript is spliced from 2 exons.